Messenger RNA from Parnassius apollo (apollo), 801 nucleotides. The record is from the annotation of a GenBank genome assembly. NCBI's taxonomy places the organism in Eukaryota, Metazoa, Arthropoda, Insecta, Lepidoptera, Papilionidae.
AUGAUAGAAGCUGAUACUUGUAGCGCUUAUACAUUUACCUCAAUCAUAGAAGACAUGAUAGAAGCCGAUACUUGUAGCGCUUAUAUACUUACCUCAAUCAUAGAAGACAUGAUAGAAGCUGGUACUUGUAGCGCUUAUAUACUUACCUCAAUCAUAGAAGACAUGAUAGAAGCUGAUACUUAUAUCGCUUAUAUACUUACAUCAAUCAUAGAAGACAUGAUAGAAACUGAUACUUGUAGCGCUUAUACAUUUACCUCAAUCAUAGAAGACAUGAUAGAAGCUGAUACUUCGCUUAUACUAACCUCAAUCAUAGAAGAUAUGAUAGAAGCUGAUACUUGUAGCGCUUAUAUACUUACCUCAAUCAUAGAAGACAUGAUAGAAGCUGAUACUUGUAGCGCUUAUAUACUUACCUCAAUCAUAGAAGACAUGAUAGAAGCUGAUACUUGUAGCGCUUAUACAUUUACCUCAAUCAUAGAAGACAUGAUAGAAGCUGAUACUUGUAACGCUUAUAUACUUACCUCAAUUAUAGAAGACAUGAUAGAAGCUGAUACUUGUAGCGCUUAUACAUUAACCUGUAUCAUAGAAGACAUAAUCGAAGCUGAUACUUGUAGCGCUUAUAUGCUUACCUCAAUCAUAGAAGACAUGAUAGAAGCUGAUACUUGUAGCGCUUAUAUACUUACCUCAAUCAUAGAAGACAUGAUAGAAGCUGAUACUUGUAGCGCUUAUACAUUUACCUCAAUCAUAGAAGACAUGAUAGAAUGUAGAAGACAUGUACCGCUUAUAUACUUAACUCAAUCAUAA